Molecule: messenger RNA, 1013 nt
Organism: Labrus mixtus (cuckoo wrasse)
Lineage: Eukaryota; Metazoa; Chordata; Actinopteri; Labriformes; Labridae
Exons: 2
Coding region: 246-524 (92 amino acids)
Molecular function (GO): protein binding
Source: RefSeq, a predicted model, not a curated record
UGUAGACUAUCUUUCUAUGAGACUGACGACUUUCCUUUCACGUUUUAUUUCUUACUUUUGAAUGCCACUUUGCUUUUUUAAUGCUACGGCUCCAGGCGAAAGUGAAAGAAUUCUCCCAUCCCUUUACGUAAGAGGCUUUUUAAACAACGCCCUUAAAUGUAGGCUAUGGUGACAUUAUCUCUCAGCUGCAGAGUCGAACGCACUGCUGCAAUUCGCACAACGAAAACAGAAAGCCCCUCUCAAAAAUGGGGAAAACCUAUCAGGUCGUGGUCAAAGGUCCAAGGGGGGAGAGUCUGAUCAUCGACCUGUGCAACACCGAGGAGCAGAUGAACAGCAUGACGGUCCAGCAGCUGAAGGAAAAGAUACAACAGAAGCUUCCAGACGCCGCAGGAGGGGCUGCUGUGAGGCUGAUAUUCACAGACAAGGUGCUGGAAGAAGACUCCAAGCCUCUGUCAAAUUAUGGAGUCCAGCACAUGUCCCUCAUCAUGAUGGUGUUGAAGGUUCCUGGAGGAUUGUCUGCUUGAUAGAGUCCUCCUCCUCCUGCUGCUCCUACUGCCUCUGAUACUGAUCCUGCUUGGCCCAUGAAGCCUCUUGAAACUCUGUUUUUAUUGUUGCAAAAGAUAAAGACACUUUUAGUGUAAUGUAUUGUUAUUGAUUCUGUGUGCAGAUAUAAGGAGACUAUCAUCAGGGCGGUUGUCAGCUGGAUUAGAAUGUUGCAACACAAUCUAGACAGUAAAUAGAUCGCUAACAAAUACAGGGUGAAUAUGGGUCAAGUGGGACAGUUAAGACUAAUCAUGUUUAUCGUUACAUGUAAAGACUUCCACAACUAAAAAAAUCAACACUGAGCUAAUCAUAGAUGUAGAUCAUAGAUAAUGUUUCUGUGGGUGUGACAUCACUUUCUGGGGCGGGGCACACCAUAUUCAACAAGCUUGCAGUGAACCAGCGAUGGAAAGCACAAUGACAUUUUGAGAUGGAUGAUGUAAAGGUCUUAAAAAUAAAAACAAUAAUGGAUA